Kickxella alabastrina is the source of this 2107-nucleotide messenger RNA. RefSeq lists its product as uncharacterized. Gene Ontology annotation, molecular function: RNA binding. The transcript has 5 exons. The coding region runs from base 161 to 1939 and encodes 592 amino acids. Lineage: Eukaryota; Fungi; Kickxellomycota; Kickxellomycetes; Kickxellales; Kickxellaceae. The record is from RefSeq and is a predicted model, not a curated record. Gene Ontology annotation, cellular component: ribonucleoprotein complex.
UUUUAAAAAACCCCAAAUUCAAAUUUUCUUUUCUUAAAUUUUCCAGGUCACAGUUACUUUGGUGUUUUCCCGCAUUUACAAGCAAGGAAACCUAAUCUAACUACCUCAUAAAAAAAACAUAAAACCAAUAUUUUUCUUUCAUUCUCUUCUUAAUUGAACAAUGUCGGACGCUGCUGCUCCCACCACCGCCCCCGCUGCCCCUGCAGUUGCCCCCGCUGCCGCCGCUCCUGUCGAGGUUGCUGCCCCCGCUGUCUCCACUGAGGCUGCCGCUGCCCCUGCUGUAGCUGGCCCUACCGACGCCGCUGGCGCCCCCGUUGAUGGUGCCGCCGUCCCCUUCUCCAACGUGUCCCUGUACGUUGGUGAGCUCGACCCCUCUGUCACUGAGGCCAUGCUCUUUGAGCUGUUCAACAUGGUUGGCCCCGUUGCCAGCAUCCGCGUGUGCCGCGAUGCGAUUACCCGUCGCAGCUUGGGCUACGCCUACGUGAACUUCCACAACCACUCGGAUGGUGAGCGUGCUCUGGAGGCCCUCAACUACACCGAGAUCAAGGACCGUGCUUGCCGCAUUAUGUGGUCUCAGCGCGACCCUAGCCUGCGCAAGGAUGGCUCCGGCAACAUCUUUAUCAAGAACCUUGACCCGUCGAUUGACAACAAGGCGCUCCACGACACCUUUGCCGCGUUCGGCAACAUUCUGAGCUGCAAGGUUGCUCCCAAUGAGAACGGCGAGUCCCUCGGCUACGGCUACGUCCACUACGAGACCCGCGAGGCGGCCGACCUGGCAAUUGAGAACGUCAAUGGUAUGCUGCUCAACGACACCAAGGUGUUUGUCGGCCACCACGUCUCCCGCCACGAGCGCCAGAAGCGCAUGGCCGAGCAGCGCUCGCAGUUCACCAACCUGUACGUCAAGUUCCUCGCCCCCGAGAUUGACGACGCCGAGCUCGACACAAUGUUCUCCAAGUACGGUGAGAUCACCUCGGCCAUUGUCCAGCGCGACGAGGAGGGCGUGUCCCGCGGCUUCGGCUUUGUCAACUUCAAGGACCACGAGGAUGCCAGCAAGGCCCUGGACGGCCUGCACGAGACCGAGUACAAGGGCCAGACCCUGUUUGUGUCGCGCGCCCAGAAGAAGGCCGAGCGCAACGAGGAGCUGCGCAGCCAGUACGAGCAGUCGCGUAACGAGAAGCUCAGCAAGUACCAGGGCGUCAACCUGUAUGUCAAGAACUUUGAGGACGACGUCGAUGAUGACAAGCUGCGCCAGGAGUUUGCCCCGUACGGUGUCAUACCAGCGCCAAGGUCAUGCGCGACGAGAAGGGUCAGUCCCGGGGCUUCGGCUUUCCCCUGUACGUUGCUCUUGCCCAGCGUCGCGACCAGCGCCGCCAGCAGAUCGAGGCCACCAAGCGCCAGUGGCAGGGAGUUCCCCAGAUGGGCGCGCCCGUCUUCGAACCCGCGCCCCGUCCGCUGGCAGGGUGCCCAGGCCCCCAUUCCGGGCCAGUACCCCAUGCCCAGCCAGUACCCUGCUCCCGGCCAGUACCCUGUGCCCUCCAACGGUGUUCGCCCGGCGCGUCCCCGCAACAACCGUCAGGCUGGCAACCGCGGUGGCUACGCUGCCCGCGGCGGCCGUGGUGGCUACCGCGGCAACUCGCGCACUGCCCAGCAGACCUCUGCCCAGCCGCAGGAGGCCUCGCAGGCUGAUGCGCCCGCUGCCGACGUUGAGCAGUCCGCUUCCGUGCUCACUGCUGCUUCCUUGGCCUCGAUGGAGCCCGAGGAGCAGAAGCAGGUUCUCGGCGAGGCGCUGUACCCCCUCAUUGCCGCUCUCGAGGAGAGGCUGCCCCGAAGAUCACCGAUGGACAACGGCGAGCUGCUGCACCUUAUUGAGAACCCCGAGGCCCUCAAGGCUAAGGUCGUCGAGGCCAUCGAGGUUUUGAAGGAGGAGACCACCGAGUAAAGAGUGAAAUGAGGGAGGGAACGUAUUUGUAUGGGUGGUGGAGAAAGUUUGCUGUUUUUAGUUGGACACUAUUAUUUUUUAUUUAUCUGUCUCCUGUCUCUUGUACCUUACUUUAUUUUACUUUUUAGUCUUAGUUUAUUGUCAACAUUGUUCAAUUUUGCACCUGGA